Messenger RNA from Hyaloscypha bicolor E, 1015 nucleotides. RefSeq lists its product as uncharacterized. Bases 180 to 944 code for a protein of 254 amino acids. NCBI's taxonomy places the organism in Eukaryota, Fungi, Ascomycota, Leotiomycetes, Helotiales, Hyaloscyphaceae. The transcript has a single exon. The record is from RefSeq and is a predicted model, not a curated record.
GAACUGCCUAAACCACAACUCAACACGAAGGUUCUCUACAAGAUUUUGCUAUGGAUGUCCAACUUGAUUUCAAUUAACAUCCAGCACUAACUUCAAGACGGCCGCCGCCCCUUUAUUACACAAAUCUACCCCUCUGAUUCCUCCCCAGACGUCUCUACAGACGUCCUUCCGCACCAGCAAUGUCGCCCAUACCAGUCGCCCUACCUCCAGCUCUCCCCUCCGAGCUCCUCAUCUACAUUUUGACCCACCAAACCUACCCUACAACCCUGAUAAUCUGCCAACCACGCUCGAGCUUCCACUCCUCCCUCCUAGCUUCGAUCCCACAAACCCUCCAAGCACAACCUCCUCCACCACCAGCAGAAGGCCUCUCAGACACUCAAUCUGAGCCCACCUCCGAACCUCCGCCUCUUCAUUUACUCUUGGUGCCUACCCUCCACCAAAUAGCGAUUUCGAGACAUAUCCACCUAGUCUUCAUCCCCACGGUCUCCCGCCUCCGCGCUUAUCUGGCUGUCUUCUCCUCUAUAGACGCAGAAAGCCAAGCCCCGCCGGAAAAGAAAUUCGAUAAACCGGGGACGAAACUGCCGUUGCUGGUUGUGUAUGGAUUACUGGAGUUGCAUAGGGAUACGAGUGAGUGGAGCGCGCAGGGAUUGGGGAAUAGUAUUGCGGGGUUGGUGGAAGCGGGGUGGCGGACUGGACGGAAGGUUGUGGUGUUAGAGGAGCGGGGAAUGGAUGAAUGUUUAAGUGACAUGGAGCUAGAGGAGGGAAGAAAGAAUAGGGUCAAGGUUUGGGAAGAAGGUGUGCCGAUGUUGAAUGGGAGUGUCAGGCAAGCUGGUCUCGAGAGCGAGGAUGGAGGGUGGAGUGGACGGACGGUCGAGGUUGGAAGGAUCUUGGCAAGGUGGUUUAAGUUUGGGAAGGGUGAUUGGGAAGAGUGCGAACACGAAUGAUGCUCAGUCUGGCCAUUUGUGGCAUUUAAGAACUUAUACAUUGUAUUGCUGGGUCAUUAUCAUGCUAUCUC